Bipolaris victoriae FI3 is the source of this 2082-nucleotide messenger RNA. RefSeq lists its product as hypothetical. The record is from RefSeq and is a predicted model, not a curated record. Gene Ontology annotation, biological process: charged-tRNA amino acid modification. Gene Ontology annotation, molecular function: tRNA adenosine(64)-2'-O-ribosylphosphate transferase activity. Gene Ontology annotation, cellular component: cytoplasm. The transcript is spliced from 2 exons. Lineage: Eukaryota; Fungi; Ascomycota; Dothideomycetes; Pleosporales; Pleosporaceae. The coding region runs from base 1 to 2082 and encodes 693 amino acids.
AUGUCCAAGCCAUUAACUGAAGCGGAUAUUAUAUUUCCGCAUCUCUCCAACACACCAAACUUAUCAAACACCCUCUCAUCGUUACGCCGUUCAACGCUCUCAACACACAACCGGCUCGCUUCAAUCAUAUCCGACAGUGCUUUUGUCGAAUCUGUUGCAUCAGCCUAUGAGCUUCCCUUGGUAGCCAAUGAGCGCUGUGGUAGUUGGUACAUUCCGCCAUCUUUGAAGUCCGGAUCCGUCUACUUUAAAAGUACAGACGGUCACAUGGGCGAAUGGAGUUUCAGUCUGCGAAGGCUGAAUUUACAAUUGCUCGAUGUGGUAGAGAAAUGGGGCGGUGCAGUUGUAGUGGAUAGUACGAGGAGGGGGAAGAGUAUGCCGGAUGCAUUGAGCAAGACUAUCCCAACGUGGUGUUGCGUGAUGAAUCGGGCGGUGUUUGGUGUGGAGAAUGCAAAAGAAGAGACGAGGCUUUUUACACCACCGCAAGCUGUGGGGGAGAGCGAGCAUGCGCAGAUGGAGAAGAGAAUUGAUGGGUUUGUACAGCAAUUUUUGGACAUUUGCAAACCCAACAUCCCACUUCUCCGUAGUAAGCUGAAAAAGCCACUCCGCCCCAUAUGGAUAACACAGAAAUCUUCUCUUCCGGAUUCAGCUCCUUCUUUUUCGGAUUUCCAUCCCAUAGUCCUCUGCACAGCGUCACGGCGUGUCCAUGGCGCCGAGGCAUCAGAAAGCGGAUAUAUCCAGGGUGCUGCAGACGACCACGAGGCGUGGUCACACGGACUUACGCCGCCACUUUUCUGGAAAAACAGGGAUAUGCUGAUGAGAAUGAAUGAAGAGGAUGCUCCAGAGAUCAUUGCAAAGCUCAUCAAGGAACAAAAGGGCAGUGGCGCAGCUGCAAGCUUGAUCAAGCCUACAUCACAGCUAUAUAUCUCAUCCAGCGAAGACAUACAAUUGGCAGGUUUUGAAACUGUAGUCAGCUGCACACCAGAGCCAUUUGCAUCUACUACACUCAAAGAUGCGGGAGUAAGACACUACCUUCAUCUGAAAUGUCAGAACGGCAAGCUGGGGUCACGCGACCUUCGCACUCAGCUUCCUCAGCUUGUUCCGUUCUUCUCUUUUCUCCAAACUCCCGAAACACAAAGCAAAAUACUAUUAUGCUGUCCCACAGGCAAAGAUCUCUCCGUUGGAGCUGCCCUAGCGAUAUUAUGUCUUUACACAGACGAAAGCGGAGCAAUCGAUACAGGAAAAGCGAAAGAAGCCAAGAACAUGAAUAAAUCGUUCAUCAAGCAGAGACUAAGCUGGAUCACCACGAGCAACGCAGCCUUGAAUCCAAGUCGAGCAACACUUCAAAGCGUCAACGCCAUGCUACUCUCCAGCCAAGACCCAAAAGCCUCUCUCCCCACACAACCAACAGCGACCCUUCCAAUCCGCGAAACCCGACCAUUACCCUCCGAACCCACAAACCCAACACCUCAAGACCCAGCUCCUAGAUCCCGACUCUCCAGCCCUAGAUCCAUCUUCACCAACCUCGCCACCACCUCGACCUGGAACUUCACCCGCAACCUCACCUCCAAGCUCCCCAGCCACCCUUCCGGUACCGUCACCGGCACCGCGACAUUCACCCCCAUGCCCCACUCAUCUUCUAUCCCGCUACCAACCCUGCUCUACGCCGAAGAAGGCACAUUCAGCACAACCACCGGUCUCAGUUUUACCGCGCGCAGAAAAUACGUGUAUCAAUUGUGUCCUGGUGCUGAGCCGGCAGACACAGAGUUCAUCGCUGUACGCUUUUUCGAUGACGACAAGAUGCGUGAGGCGAGGCAGGAGGGCGGUGUUGGAAGUGAUGGGCAGGGGAUUGGGGGGUUGUUUGUUGAGAUGGGGGAACUGCAAGCGGGCGAGGAAGAGGAAGCGGUUAGAGCGAAGAAUAGGGAGACGCAUCUUUGUGGGAGGGAUUUGUAUGCUGCGACUUGGGCUUUUGCGAGGAAUAUGACGGUAGAGGGAGGGGAGGUAUGGUGGGAGGUCGAGUACGAAGUCAAGGGGCCGCAGAAGGAUUAUACAAGUUCGACGAGGUAUACGCGGGUGGUGGAGUAG